AUGGUAUUGACAAACAAUAUCACCUCCAUCAUCCUUCUGGGAUUUCCAAAUCAUGAGAACAUCACAUUUAUGUUGUUCUCAUUACUAGUUAUUAUAUUCAGUGGAACCAUUUCAGGAAACCUUCUUAUCAUGGUCUUGUAUUUAGUAAGUAAAACCCUUCGGUCCCCCAUGUACUUCUUCAUUGCACAGCUGUCGUUAUUUGACCUCCUGUUGACUACAGAUAUAGUCCCUGUCCUUCUUCACACAGUACUGUAUGGAAGAAGUACUAUGACUCUCAUCGGCUGCAUAAUCCAGUUUUCUGUUUUUGUCAUAUCAGACUCCUCAGAAUGUUUUCUACUGUCAGUGAUGUCUUAUGAUCGUUAUUUGGCCAUCUGUAACCCCCUUCGUUACCUUUCCAUCAUGACUCAUAAUUUCUGUGUUACGUCUGUAAGUUUUAUUUGGUUGUUGGCUUUUAUUGUAGCACUGAUCAAUAUUAUCUCCAUCUAUAGUUUACAUUUCUGUGGACCACACGUCAUUGACCAUUUCUACUGUGACUAUGAUCCUAUACUGCAGCUCUCCUGCUCUGAUACAUCCAUUAUACAUAAACUGAAUCUUAUAAUGGGAUGUUUCAUUGUUACGGGACCUUUCAUAAUAAUUGUGAUGUCCUAUAUGUACAUUGUCAUCACCAUUCUGAAGAUCCCAUCCAAUACCGGAAAAUAUAAAGCCUUCUCCACCUGUAGCUCUCAUCUCAUUGUGGUUUCUGUGUUUUAUGGGACAUUAAUGAUUGUUUAUAUGUUUCCUACAAAAGGACAGUCCCUGAUCCUGAGUAAGAUCUUGUCUCUGAUGUAUACUGUGUUGACCCCACUGCUCAAUCCUAUUAUAUACACUCUGAGGAACAAAGACAUUAAGAACGCUCUCAAUAAACUUAAAGGGUAA
Molecule: messenger RNA, 915 nt
Organism: Bufo bufo (common toad)
Lineage: Eukaryota; Metazoa; Chordata; Amphibia; Anura; Bufonidae
Product: olfactory receptor 11A1-like
Exons: 1
Coding region: 1-915 (304 amino acids)
Biological process (GO): G protein-coupled receptor signaling pathway
Cellular component (GO): membrane
Molecular function (GO): G protein-coupled receptor activity; olfactory receptor activity
Source: RefSeq, a predicted model, not a curated record